Trematosphaeria pertusa is the source of this 771-nucleotide messenger RNA. RefSeq names its product plant basic secretory protein. Lineage: Eukaryota; Fungi; Ascomycota; Dothideomycetes; Pleosporales; Trematosphaeriaceae. The transcript has a single exon. The annotation marks the transcript as partial. The record is from RefSeq and is a predicted model, not a curated record.
AUGUCCCCUGUGCCUACGUCGACCCAGGCUGCCCCCCAGCCCUCCGCCUUACCACCGUCAACCGAACAGUCGAACGCAUUGCACAUUUCACGGCCUUCCCGUGCAGAUUCCGAAUCAAAGCCCGUCAAGCCUCAGCGGAAACCUCUUCUCCGUCUAGAGCUCCGUGAUCUGUCCUCUGAUGGCUCCCGCGCUUUCCUCCGCCUCCUCCAUGCCUCUACCGCCCUCGAAGAUGCGGUCGACGCCGUUCUACGUCUACUAUACACCGGCCUCGAGACGCACUGCAUACCACCGACGCGCUCGAUCACGCUAGUUCUACGCUCCAUGCCCGGCGUAGCGUACACCACAGGACUCGACAUUGACGACGAUCACAAGGAGAUACAUUUCAGCACCGAUUACAUAAAUCACGUCCCUGAUACGCGGAAGAAGGAAGAAAUGCAAGGCGUAAUUGUUCACGAGAUGGUGCACUGCUGGCAGCACAAUGCGCGGGGCACUGCCCCGGGAGGCUUGAUAGAAGGCAUCGCGGAUUGGGUGCGAUUGAAGGCAGGGUACGCGCCGCCGCACUGGAAGAGAAGGAGUGAUUGCAAUUGGGAUGCGGGUUAUGAGCGGACAGGCUAUUUCUUAGAGUGGCUAGAAGAAGAACAUGGCGCAGACAUCGUCCGCAAGAUCAACGAGGGGCUGAGGGGGUGCGAGUACGACAGUGACGCAUUUUGGGGAAGCUGCUGCGGGAAGAAGAUCGAUGAGCUGUGGAAGGAAUACAAAGCCAGCCUAGGA